AUGAACACAUCAAGAUAUUCUGCAUCUCGACAGAAAUCAUGCGACCAAUGCUCAACCUCAAAGGCAAAAUGUGAUCGCCAGUCUCCCUGCGCAAGAUGUGCUAAACGAAGUCUCUCGUGUGUCUAUCCCAAAGUACCUUCUGGCUCUGGUGAAUUUCCCGGUGGCCAAGCGCAGGAUGAUAGUCUCGAUGGCUCUGAUCAUGGAACAAGAACAUCAUUUACUAGUUCGCGCCACGAAGUGCUUCUAGCCAUCAGCACAGAUGAUCUGGCCGAGAGUUCUCUCAACUUUGGGUGCCUGGACUUACUCUGUCCCAUCAAUGUGGAGGAUAUUAGCAAUCGCUGGCUGAACCCCUACAUUCCUGGUCCUGAGCAAACCAUAAAGUCUUAUCCCGUCACUGUCAUAAACUAUAUUUGGCGGAUAUUGAACUCGUAUGCUGCCAGUGCAUCUCGUGGACGCGGUAUACUCCCGUUCAUCCACCCCGCACAAAUGAACGGCCAAACAGCAAGUUCACCUCUGAAUACUUGCUUGAGUCUAAUACGGAUAAGCGAGCAUCCCUUACCGGGCACCGAAAGUGCUGCUGCUCUUGUUCUUCAACGAGAAAUGGAGAGUAUAGCCGCAACUCGAGAAAAGUACGAUGACAUGGCGCUUCUAGCUGCUUAUCAAGCGUAUCUCAUAUAUGCACUAGUGUUAUUCUUCCGGCUGAGUCAAGGCUCGAGUGCUUUCUUUCGCCAAGCAAUGAUGACACUACAAGAGCUAGCGUGCUCUACAUCUCGUCGAGGCCUUGUGUGCACAGCCGAUCGACAUCAUACGCGUCCUAAAUGGGAAGAGUGGAUUGUCACUGAAUCGAAGAGGCGCACACUUUAUGUGAUGUACCUUUUCGACAGCAUACUUUCCUCGCAGGAGAACCUCCCCACCUUUCUGGGUACGGAGUUACGAGGGCUUCCCGCUCCGGCAAACAAACUCAUGUGGCAGGCACAAGCACGACGGCAGUGGGAGAAGGAGUACAAUGUUUCUCUGACGGAGUGGACGAGGCAAUAUCUGACUAUUGACGAGCUUUGGCCCAUGCCACCAGGUCUAGAUGCUGCUGAUAUUGCUGAAAGACGCGAUAGAGUCAACCGCUGGCUUGAAAACAUGGAUGAAUUCGGGACUAUGCUCUUUGCAGUUACGAGUUGCACUCAUGGUUGA
This is a messenger RNA of Penicillium cataractarum, 1185 nucleotides long. RefSeq names its product Zn(II)2Cys6 transcription factor domain-containing protein. The coding region runs from base 1 to 1185 and encodes 394 amino acids. Gene Ontology annotation, molecular function: DNA-binding transcription factor activity, RNA polymerase II-specific; zinc ion binding. Gene Ontology annotation, biological process: regulation of DNA-templated transcription. The record is from RefSeq and is a predicted model, not a curated record. The transcript has a single exon. NCBI's taxonomy places the organism in Eukaryota, Fungi, Ascomycota, Eurotiomycetes, Eurotiales, Aspergillaceae.